AUGGCCGACGGUGCCGGGACCUGGGUCAAGCUACGGGAGAGACACCGAGGAGGUGGGUCGGGCGAGACGCUGUCGGGCAGGGGGCUAAGCGUGGACACGCCGAGGUGGGCGCGGGCUCGGCAGUCACGCUACGCCUCUAGCGACGUCGGUCUAUCCCGUGAUCGAACGAAUGGGAGAUCGAAUGGAUUGGAUACGAUUGCUGUACAGAAGCACUGCUCAGUCCCAUUAUGGGAAAGGGAAUUCUGCAGUUAUGUUGGCAACAUUUCUUGGCAAAGGUUCUGUGAAAACAAGCGAUAUAUUUCAGUAUGUAAUAUCCUUGAGCACUGGGAUGAUUCAGGAGCCUUUGAGAAUUUUCAGAAUUCAAAGGCAAGAUUCUGGGCUCACUAUCAUGGCCAACCUUCUGAUAUUUCUUUGCCGGACCCUGAUAUGUACAUUGAUAAGGUCGACCAUCGCUGCAAAGUUGACCCUGAGUUGGUAGCUGACCUGGAUAAGGUACGGGUACCAUUUGAAGUGGAUAAUAGUUCUGGCCUGGCUACUGGAUCGACCAAUGCCAGGGCAGAUAAGAACCAGUGCGGAAACUGGGAUAUCUAUGUUGAAAAACCAUCUGAAGUCAAUAGGUGGGACUGGGAGGCUAACUCAAAACCCGACUUGAGUUGGGGAGUGAAGAAUGAAUCUUCCAGUAUAUGGGGUAAGAGCAGCUCAGGUUGGGGUGAUGCUCUGGAGAAACGCAAUUGGCGUGGCUCGAGCAACGACCAUUACUCAUCAAACAAUAGAAAUAGCAACUUUUAUGGUGGAUCCAACAAUAGAUACCAGCAGGAGGAUCCAAGUCACGCAUCUGGAAGGAAACGUAACAGCGGAGAGUACUUCCAGCAGAGGAACAACAAGCAUAGGAGACAGGAUGAGCGUUACCAAAGAAGCAGUUGGCAGGAUCACAGGGGAAGAAAUGAUGAAUGGCGUCCAUGGCACUAG
Miscanthus lutarioriparius is the source of this 969-nucleotide messenger RNA. The record is from the annotation of a GenBank genome assembly. Lineage: Eukaryota; Viridiplantae; Streptophyta; Magnoliopsida; Poales; Poaceae.